AUGAAGAAAUCGAGGUCUCGAACGUUGUUUGCAAGAUCGGAACAAGAACAAUCGGCCACAGUCACAGCCACAGCCACGGCCGAGGCUGUCCAAGUCGCCAGUGUCCAACUACCUCAACCAUCCACAUUCGUGUUCGUGAACCAGCACGAGUCGCAGAACCGGACCUCGAGGCGGAGGCCGAGACAGAGUUCCAAAUCGAGCGAGUCGACGACGGCAUCCCAAAAGAAACGCGGUUCGGUCAGCAGCAGCGGCGUUGCAACCAACCCAAGUCCUUCUUGGUCUUGGGAUGCCAACUCACCCACGUCACCGCACCCAUCGACACUCUCCCUGAUCACCAACACUGCCGCCGACAAUAGCACGCCGCCAUCCGAAUACGAUGCGCCGAACUUUGGCCUUUCUCUUUCUCUCUCCCUCUCCAUUUCCCCCCAAAUCGGACGGCAUCCCGGCGACUUCGAAUAUGCCUUAUCCUUCUACCACUCCCACUUCUCCUACAUCACACUUACGUACGCGGUACAGGUGAAUCCAUGGCAGGCGGUUCUUCCGCAGGUCCAGGACGACAUCCCGUGUGUGCGCUACGCGGCAGUGGCCAUAUCGCAACGCCAACAAGCCCAUCUAUACAGCAAACCAGAAGGACUGUCGAUCCUACGCCUCAAGGCCCGGGCCCUUUCAAUGUUCGCAACCCACCUGACCGAUCUCUCACUAGAGUCCGGGAUUAGCACCUCGCUCCUCCUGAUCGCACUCGAUUACGCCGAGUCCGGGUUUUCCAACUGGACCAUCCAUCUGCGAGGGGCGUUCCGCAUUCUAGAACACAACGGCGGCAUCGGCAUUGCUGAGUCUCGGCCGCAUUUGAGAAGCCAGAUCGCCAUGCUCGUCUGGUACGACGUGACAGCGGCGCUGAUCUCGCGUUGCGGACCCAUCUUCCCACGACAAUACCUGGAGGCAUUGAUGAUGUGGCAAUCCGAGUCUGAAUGGAGUAUUCUGGCCCUCAACGGCCUGCCCGAUGGCAUGUUCCUUGACAUGCAUGACCUCGCGGCCAUGGCUGCACGGCCCGAAACGCUGUAUACGGAACCGGAAGAGAUUUCGGAGAUUGUGACCAGGAUCUCCAAUGCCCCGAUCAAUGAGCGGGGCCACAGACAGCUUGCUCUGAUGUCUAGGGCUUGGAAGGCCGGCCUAUUGCUUUAUGUGUCGCGUGUCUUUGGUUGCCCUCGCCCGCGCCCUCAUCUUCCUCUAGUCUCGACACCCGAGGAUGGCAUGACGGGUACGGCUACGGCUACGGCGUCGAGGUUGAAUCCACACAGUCUGGCGCUGGAGAUCCUUGGGAUAGCGGGAGAGAUUCCACCACACAGCAACUUCCAGAAACAGUGCCUGAUGCCGGUCAUCCUGGCGGGCUGCGAGCUCACCGCCGCGGAUGACUGGUAUAGGGAAUUUGUGGUUGACUAUGCCGAGCGCUGGAAACGGAAGACGGGCAUCUGGGUCUUUGACUCUGGUCUGAAAUUCAUGAGAGGAGUAUGGGCGAGGGAUGAUGGUGACAGAGCUAGCAGGGGGAGGGUUAGUGUCAGACAGGAGAAGGAUGAUGUUAACGGUGACGUUGAUAUUGAUGGUGAGGGUGAUGUUGAUGUUGAUGUUGAUGUUGAUGUUGAUGUUGAUGUUGAUGUUGAUGUUGAUGUUGAUGUUGAUACUGAUGUUGAUGGUGAGGGUGAUGUUAGUGUCGAUGUUGAUGUCGAUGUUGAUACUACCGGUGGCACAGAUGAGUGUAUAGCUGUGCCUUGGACCGAGAUCUUUCCGUCGGGUGUGGAGUACGGGUUUCUAUUCGGAUGA
Molecule: messenger RNA, 1818 nt
Organism: Capronia epimyces CBS 606.96
Lineage: Eukaryota; Fungi; Ascomycota; Eurotiomycetes; Chaetothyriales; Herpotrichiellaceae
Exons: 1
Coding region: 1-1818 (605 amino acids)
Biological process (GO): positive regulation of transcription by RNA polymerase II
Cellular component (GO): nucleus
Molecular function (GO): DNA-binding transcription factor activity; transcription cis-regulatory region binding
Source: RefSeq, a predicted model, not a curated record